AUGAGUUGCCAACAACUCGUUCAGCCUUUGGACUGGAAGAGCGUGAUAGCGGUGUGUGCCAUUCUCUGCUCCCGGCUGAGCUGCUUCUUCCACUGGCCUUCAUACACAAACCAUGCUGUCCUUCGCUGUGAGACAACUAGCCCGGCCUCUGUGCCAGCGUGCCCCAGCUCGCCUCUGCAUCCGCGGGCAACAGUCCCACGCCGCCAGCCGCCCCGUGGAUGAAGACAGACCUUGGACGGGCCAGGAAAGUCUGUCUCAGGACGACCCAGAAAUGUGGGAUCUGCUGCUGAAGGAGAAGGACAGGCAGUGUCGCGGCUUGGAGCUCAUUGCAUCUGAGAAUUUCUGCAGCCGGGCUGCUCUGGAGGCUCAAGGCUCUUGUCUCAACAACAAAUACUCUGAAGGCUACCCAGGGAGAAGGUACUAUGGUGGAGCAGAAGUGGUGGAUCAAAUUGAGCUCCUGUGCCAAAAGCGAGCCUUGGAUGCUUUUGAUUUGGACCCAGAAAAAUGGGGUGUCAACGUCCAGCCUUAUUCUGGCUCCCCAGCCAACUUUGCAGUCUACACUGCCAUGCUCAACCCCCACGACCGCAUCAUGGGCCUGGACCUUCCUGAUGGAGGACAUCUGACCCAUGGCUACAUGUCAGAUGUGAAGAGGAUCUCUGCAACCUCCAUCUAUUUUGAGUCAAUGCCCUACAAGCUCAAUCCUGCGACAGGACUCAUCGACUACGACCAGAUGGAGAUGACGGCCAAGCUGUUCAGGCCCAAGCUCAUCAUCGCCGGCACCAGCGCCUACGCCCGCCUCAUUGACUACGCCCGCAUCAAGAAGCUGUGCACGGACAUCAAGGCCUACAUGUUGGCUGACAUGGCUCACAUCAGCGGACUGGUGGCAGCCAAAGCCAUCCCUUCCCCUUUCGAGCACGCUGACCUCGUCACAUCCACCACACACAAAUCCCUCAGAGGAGCCAGAGCUGGUCUCAUCUUCUUCCGUAAGGGCGUCCGCUCUGUGGACAAGAAGGGGAAGGAGAUAAUGUACGACCUGGAGGACAAGAUCAACUUCUCAGUUUUCCCCUCCCUGCAGGGUGGACCUCACAACCACGCCAUCGCCGGUGUAGCCGUGGCACUCAGACAGGCUCAGUCUCCCAUGUUUAAGGAGUAUAUUGUCCAAGUUCUAAAGAAUUCCAAGGCCAUGGCUUCUGCUCUCCUCAGCAAAGGCUACACCCUGGUAUCAGGGGGCACCGAAAACCACCUGGUUCUGGUAGAUCUGCGACCCAAAGGCAUUGAUGGCGCCAGGGCAGAACGGGUGCUGGAACUGGUUUCGAUCACCGCCAACAAGAACACCUGCCCUGGGGACAAGAGCGCUCUCACUCCUGGAGGCCUCAGGCUUGGCGCUCCAGCUCUGACCUCCAGGCAGUUCAAAGAAGCUGAUUUUGUUCAAGUGGUAGAGUUUAUGGACGAGGGCUUCCAGAUUGCCUUGGAUGUGAAGAAAAAGACAGGAAAACUCCAGGACUUCAAGAACUUCUUGCUGGAGGACCCCGAGACAGUUGCCCGCAUUGCCGGGCUGCGCCACCGCGUGGAAGCGUUCGCCAGGCCUUUCCCCAUGCCGGGCUUCCACGACCAUUAGGGUCAUUAGAGAAGCAGAUGUCAACAACAAUCCAUUCUUUAAAAAAAUAAAUAAAAUUAAAAAAACAAGGCCUUUUAUGUGAAGGUUAAACAAUACAAUUUUGCAGAUUUUAUAGAAGAGAAGAACCUAUUUUCUAUUAUGUUUUUGGUGUUUACAUGGACCUGUCAUACUCAAACACUGAUGAGUGUGAUUCAUGUAAUUUGUCCGCUAAUAAGUCUUAAUGUUUUUUUAACUAGUGGCAAUAAUUCUUAGUAUUUGAGAGCACAGGUACAGAAGAAGCCGUUAGAAGUGUGACAGUGUCUGCAUGAACACCUGGAAAUGACACCUAAAUGUCGUCAGAGUAUUACACUGUCAUGCAGUGGUAGGGAAGCUCCAGCCUAUUUACAUACAGCCAUUUAUAUGAUGUACAAGAGCAUUUGAUUCGGGCCAAACCUCAGCGACUCUAAUAAAAAAAAGCCCCCAAAACCAGUUGGGGCCACAAAUGCUCGUGAUCUAUAAUAUUAAACAUGGUUUUUCAUAAAUGUUGUAUGGCCCUUGUAAAGAAAAAGGCUCGGUAUUACUGGAAUGAAGCCAAAUUUGACAUUCAGUGUAGCUAAACAACAUGCUAUUUUUAGUAAACCAAAAAAACACACUCAUAAAUUUCCCAGUUUACACAAUUUAAACAAAAGCAUUUCCUUACUUUUUCUUUGUAACUCUGGGUAUACUCUUGCUUUGAGGAUGACUUCAAGGUGGUGCUUUACAACGUGAUUUCUUUUUUUCCAAAAGUACUUUUACUAUGUAGUUGACGGGUGACCAUAAUCACUGCAUCAGUGAGCAAUUCAGGUUUCUCUGUAUUAAUCUAUGGUAGGACCAAUGUUUCUGCCAUUCUUUGCAAAGCAUCUCCAAGCCGCCUAAUUACAGUAUGUCAAACUAUAAUAGCGUACAUGUUGGCAAAUACACCAGUGUCUGCUGUCGUCUCUUGUCUCUGAUAUUGUCUAAAGUGACUUAACAUCAUUUGAAUUACUUUUCAAAGAGUAUAAAUAAAGUCAUACAAAAUA
Molecule: messenger RNA, 2655 nt
Organism: Dunckerocampus dactyliophorus (ringed pipefish)
Lineage: Eukaryota; Metazoa; Chordata; Actinopteri; Syngnathiformes; Syngnathidae
Gene: shmt2
Product: serine hydroxymethyltransferase 2 (mitochondrial)
Exons: 12
Coding region: 113-1618 (501 amino acids)
Biological process (GO): regulation of oxidative phosphorylation; L-serine catabolic process; tetrahydrofolate interconversion
Cellular component (GO): mitochondrial inner membrane; cytosol; mitochondrial matrix
Molecular function (GO): serine binding; mRNA regulatory element binding translation repressor activity; mRNA 5'-UTR binding
Source: RefSeq, a predicted model, not a curated record